Molecule: messenger RNA, 2169 nt
Organism: Pestalotiopsis fici W106-1
Lineage: Eukaryota; Fungi; Ascomycota; Sordariomycetes; Amphisphaeriales; Sporocadaceae
Exons: 4
Coding region: 1-2169 (722 amino acids)
Source: RefSeq, a predicted model, not a curated record
AUGUAUGACGUCUAUUGGAACGAUGACAAGCCUGAGCUCGUCGGCGAGCGAAAUGCCCGCAAGGAGCGCGAGAAGCGCGAGGCAUCGGACAAGGCAGCAUCAGAGAGGGCACCCUCGGUGCGAAGCGAUGAUGCCAAGAACACUAACAAGCGACAUUCAUUUGUUUCGAUGCCUGGAUCUGGUCACAGCGAGAAGAGCUUUGGAUUUCUAUCGAUUAAUGGUCGAAAGCGCGCAAGCACGAACACUGGAGGCUCCAUGGAAGUCAAGUUUAAUGCAAAUGGCUCCAAGAGAGCUGCUAGCGACGAGAGCAGCAUCAUUGAGGAUAACACUGAGCUCAACCCCUCAUUGGGAGGAGGAGAGAAUGGUGUAAACGCAGGCAUUCAUGGAGCUCAAGACGAGCAAACGGCAGGCGACCAGUCCUGGAUUUCUUUGCGAGAGUCCUCAGUCUCUCAUUGGGCGACCCCUUCCCUUGCCGCCUCUAGUACACUGGCAAGCAGCUCGCGCAACUCGCAAAACACGUCAGACAAUCGAGACUCUGGAGAUUCGCGCAGCAUGGUGGACUCAAAGUUGAUCAAGUCUGAGCAUCAUCUCCAGCAGCUGGACGCAUCCUCGUUUGUCUCUCAGGACAAGCAACUCACCGUUUCCUUGCGACCUGCUAAUGACAACGGUGACAACAGUGUCACCUCUGAAGUUCGCAUCACUUCAGAUAGCAAGAAGGCUCCCAUGCCUGCACUGAAGCCUCUCAUGCUUGGAUCCACUGAACGUUACGAGGACGUUGACAACUCUAUGCUUCUGUCCUACCACGAGGCAACCUUUCCCGAGGGCACAGUGUUUGGCCAGCCCGACGAAGAGCACGAUUCAUCCAGCAUCUCCGCUGGUCCGUCCUCCCAGAGUGUUGGAGGAAAUCAGACAGAGUCUCAGCGAUCCUCAGUCUCCCUCGAUUCAGUCACCCUCCCGACUCCUGUCGCUCUCCACGCUCUCCCUCCUCCUCCUGGACCUCCUCCCAGAGGUCCCCCUCCUGCCCCUCCCAAGGGAAAGAAUAAGCAGAGAGCUUCCGCAAGCAUUACCCAGAGCGCCAUGCCGACUCCUUCGCCCCAGGCUCAGAGACGCCAGGUCCGAGGACCUGUUCAGCCCCCUCCUCUGCAGACUCCCAUCGUCAGAGACAGCGUCUGGAAAAUCACUUCCAACUUGACAACCGUGCAGAGAGACAUUAUCAUGAUGGCCACCGCUUCUCCCGAGGUCCUGCUUGCCAACGUCAAGGCUGAUCCGCCCGCUCUCAAGAACGCCAAGAUGUAUGAAGAGCUCGAGGCUAUCAAGAAGCGAUGGAUGUUUUCCUGUCUCUACCAGAACGAUGUCUAUGCCAACUGGCUUCACCAGAAUAACUUUGACCCCCAGAACGUAGAGGAGUCUGCCAGUGUCACACCCAGCAUCCUCGCUCUGUACGAGAGAUCAUCUUCUGCCUCAUUCCUCGCAGGUUUGAACCCGACCAUCAGCCUGACUCAGAUCUGGACCGUUCCCACUCAGCGCGAGUUGUUCCCCAAUCUACAUCCCGUUACCGCCCCGACUCUGCAGGCCAAGCUCGGCUUCAGCAACCUCAAGCACGAGUCCUUUACCUCGGUCACUUGCCUGCGCAUGGGCUCCAUGCUAGCCAAGUACGACGUGCCCAUUGUCCUGGCCGAGAUCUACAAGCUGCUCAAGCCGGGCGGCGCCCUGCACGUGACCCUCAUGGACCCGUGCCCCGAGGAGCAGGUCUGCGGCCCCCUGAUGCGCAAGUGGAUGCGGGACAACCUCAUCGUCGAGCUCGAGAAGCACGCGCGCACCACGAGCCCGAGCCGCGACGUCCCGGCCUGGAUGAAGGCCGCCGAGCUGCGCGGCCGCGGCAGCCACUAUACCCAGUACCACGUCCCCGUGGUUCCCGCGGGCUACGACCGCAUCCAGGAUGACAAGCAGUGGGAGCCCGCCAUGGGCGAGGCGCGCUGCCGAGUCAUGGCCAUGCUCUGGUACGAGAUUUGGGGCAAUCUCAUCCAUGACUGCAAGUGGUGGUGGGACGAUGAGGAUAUCCUCAAGGAGUGUGCCGAGUACGGAACCUACUUUGCCUACUUUUUUGUCACGGGCGUCAAGGAGGCCAAGCCCGCCGCCAAGAAGGCCAAGAAGGCCAAGAAGAACUGA